This is a messenger RNA of Corvus hawaiiensis (hawaiian crow), 3035 nucleotides long. RefSeq names its product migration and invasion inhibitory protein (gene MIIP). Bases 1530 to 2942 code for a protein of 470 amino acids. The record is from RefSeq and is a predicted model, not a curated record. Lineage: Eukaryota; Metazoa; Chordata; Aves; Passeriformes; Corvidae. The transcript has 10 exons. Gene Ontology annotation, biological process: negative regulation of G2/M transition of mitotic cell cycle; negative regulation of cell migration.
CGGGAAACGCGGGGCCGGCGCGGGGACUUUGAACGCCACGGCCCCGGAGCCGUAGGGCCUGGCGAGGCUCAUGGGCUCCCCGCACUGCGAGGAAGGGUAGGGUUCACCGUUCUCUGCCGGCUGCCGGACCGGCCUCUUGGAGAGGAAAGGGGAAUUUUACAGUGCUCGGGCUCUCUCCCCUUCCUCGUGGCCAUGGGAGGAUCGAACCAGCGCGUCUGUGCAGAAGCAGCGCGGAGUGUUGAACAACUUCCUCGCAGGGAGGAGAGUUCUCAGCUCCCGAGACAGCCAUUGUUUAUCUCUAACCGCGGGAGGCGAAGCUCCUUUUCACAAAGGUUUCAAAUUAGAGCAGUUUAGUAAACCUGAGCCCCCGGGGUUGAGCAUGAAGGACUUGUAGAUUAUGCCAAGCAUGGACCUCAUCUGGUAAAACCCUUCCAGAAAGUCCCUUGACUGAUGUUAUUUUUAGAGUAUUUGCUUUCUGAUGAGCAAGAAAUGAGAAGAUGCUCUAUUAGCUUUGUCCUGUGAAGGCUGUGAGAACUACUGGGGUUUUUUCUAAUUAUCUCUAGUUUAGUGCCUCAAGACUGAUAUUUCUAUUUUCUGUUCUGUAGUGCACCUCUCCCUUAUUUUUUGUAACAAAGAGGUAUGUUGUAGUUUGUUGAUUGUUAGCGCUGCUCUCGAUUCCUCCCACUGCUGUUGUACCACAUGUGCAUUGGAUUCCUCAUGUCUAGUUGCCAAGGUAGCAGACACAAAGACAAAUCAGAUGAGUUUUGCAGAAGGUUUUGGGGAUCCUUUGGAACAAAAGGUCCCAGAGAAACGCAUAGUUUUCUUGAGAACAUAAUUUAUCAGUCUAGUCAAAAGCAAUGUGGGAGUUUGGGUUUAGGGUUUGCUGCUGUCUUAUUUAAAAAUCCACUUUCUGCAAAUUUAGAGGAGCUUGUGAUGUUGUAAAGAUGUUGAACAGUGUGACAGCCUUUCAGUCAAGCUACGCUUCAUUCAUUUUCUGUUUAUUAACUCCUUUUCACUCCCCUUUUCUAAUAAAAGGGCAUCCCUUUGUGAGAUUUAAUUUAAUUCAUUCGUGGGAUUGGGAUUGCCUGAACUGUAGUCCUGAGUCAUAGUUGAGCCUUUUGGAGCCUUCCUGCCUGGGCAACAUGGAGGACAGUUUUGACUAAGUAUUUCUUCUGGAUAUAGCCGAUACAUUCAUAUUAAUAUUUUGAACUUACGAGCAUCCUAGUGUUAUCACAAUAUAAUUUUCAAUGCUUGAAAAGAACAUUACAGCAGAAUUGCAUAACUAUGUCCUAAAUAACAGCUUCUGAACCAAAUGUCUCUUAUUUAGCUUUUUGAUGUGAAUUUUUCGUGUUUACUGUUUCCUUUGUCAGUGUUUCUUGUCUCUGUUAAAUCAGCUCCCAGUUUCUGAGUGCAAAAUAUUUGACUGUAUAUCCAAGGGGAGAGAAACAUCUAGUGUUGCUGGUUCUGAGCAUAAGGAGUUUUGAGACUGGCUGAUUUCUCAGGAGCAAGAAUCAACAUUUCAACAGCUGAUGGACUUAGAGCUCCUGAAGAGGCUGCGCCAGACCAACCAGGACCUUCUACAAAUGCUCAGAAUGAAGCAGGAGGAGAUCAGAAAAGGACUUCCCAGCAGGCAACUCCUUCCAGCAUCCCUUCAUAGCAGCACAGCUGCUGACAGAUGUGUCCCCUUGCCCAGGAGAGGGAAGGAAAAUCAGGUCAAUGCAGUGAAGUCUACAGCUGACCCCAGAAUAAUGGUGUCUGUGGAACCCAGAGCUGGCCCAGUCCUCAGUUCAUCUCUUAAACACAGCAGCAGUGACAGAGGGGUACAGCAACAACAAGCGAAGACAGAGGAAGGAGUGGGUUUCAAUUCCAGAUUUCCUGGGAAAGAGAAGAAUGUUACGCCAGUGUCUGCAAUCAUUAUGUGUGGCAGAGAAAUCUCCAGAGCGCAUGGGGAUGGCCAUGCUCGAGGAAGUCCAGAGAAAGAAUCCUUCUUCCUGGGACGGGGAGAGAACAGAAGACAGUCCACUCUGAUGCAUGGUCCCCAUGAGAAAAGUCAUCCGGAGCCAUCACUGAGCAGAGUGCAAAAUAAAGAGACCAGUGAGCAGCAUGUGGUCAUCAGAGAGCCCCGUAUCCCUAAAUCAGUCUUGCUGACAUCUCGGUCCAAAGAGUUGAAGAAGGAAGCUCGUCAUGUGACUUUUCAGCCUGACCCUGAAGAAGAUGCCGUACCUGUGAGCAGCUGGUCUGCCCGUCCUUUCCUGGGCUAUGACUGGAUUGCAGGGCUCCUUGAUACAAAGUCUUCAGUAACAGAAAAAUCUGAGCAAUACUUUGCUGAGCUGCAGGAGUUCCGACAGGCCAACAGAGAAACCUGUAUUCAUCAGCAGCACCUGGAACCCAAGGCUCUGGAUUGCACAGGUCCUGAACAAGAACUGGAUUUGAUAACUGGUUCCCAUAAGUGUGUUUACUGUUACAGAUUAAACCAGCGCCUCUUCACCAUCCCCGUGGAUUCAGAAUCUGCCUGCCCUGUGUGUAAGAUCCCACAUACCCACCAGCCCCCGGGGACACUGGAAGAGCCAACUUAUGUCAGGGUCAGCAUCCCCAGAUCCGCCCUUUUGCCAGCCUACAAGUACAAAGCCCAUCGCAGGAGGAGCUUUGAGCCGGCAGACAAUCUAGCACUGCCUUCGCAUUGCCUGGCUGGCUGGGAAAAUAUGGUCCCUUCCAGCAACCCCCUGCUCAGCAGUUUGGAUCUGCGAGCCUCACUGGAAGAGAAGCCUUCUCCCUAUCCUUGCCUGGACUUAGUGUCCAGAAUGUCAGGAGAAGCCAGAACUGAUAAGUUUCUGCAUCUGCCUCACUUGGCACACCUGAGGUUUAGCAGAGCAAACCGGGACACCAGAGAGCAGCUCUCAGUUCAGACGCCACUCCCUCAACACUCUGGACUAUUGACUUGAUUGCUCUGGGGAAGGGAUGGGCACAGCACGUGGAAACAACUCAGAAACAAAGCAGUUUGGAUAAAAAUAAAUCUUUGGACAGAUUUUCCCCAA